Molecule: messenger RNA, 1677 nt
Organism: Abrus precatorius (Indian licorice)
Lineage: Eukaryota; Viridiplantae; Streptophyta; Magnoliopsida; Fabales; Fabaceae
Exons: 5
Coding region: 264-1397 (377 amino acids)
Molecular function (GO): calcium ion binding
Source: RefSeq, a predicted model, not a curated record
CGUUAAAAAACCGUGUAUUAGUAUCUAUAUACAAUAAAACUUAAUUAUUCUGGUGAGUAAUAGUUAAUAAGAAAUAAAUAAAAGCACAUGAAUAAUCGAGAAGGCGUAUUUGAAACAGAAACAAAAUGGUGGAUAAGCGAGAGAGAUAAUAGAAAAGGAAAAGGGUGAUCUCAAACUGAAGUCACUUUAGCUGGUGUGAGAAUCACGAGAGGAGCAAGGAAGUCACAAGAGUCACAAGAAAAGGGAGAAGUUUAAGGGAGAGAAUGGAGUGUAGGAGAGGAGGUUCAGACACCCUCAAGAAGAAAAGUGGUGGAAAUGGACAGGUUCUAGACGGUUCCAAUAUUAUGGAGUUGGUUGGAAAUGAGCAAGUUUUCAGCAACUUCGUGGAUCAUAAGUUUCAUGAGUUAGAUAGAGACAAAGAUGGCAAACUCUCUGUGAAGGAGCUUCAACCUGCUGUUGCUGAUAUUGGUGCUGCUCUUGGUUUGCCUGCUCACGGCUCUAACCCUGAUUCUGAUCACAUCUAUUCUGAGGUGUUGAAUGAAUUCACACAUGGGAAGCAAGAAAGAGUGAGCAAGAGUGAGUUCAAAGAGGUUCUCUCAGACAUUCUUUUGGGCAUGGCUGCUGGAUUGAAGCGAGACCCAAUUGUGAUUCUUCGCAUUGAUGGGGAAGAUCUUCUGGAGUUUGUUAAUAGUUCAGGUUAUGAAGCAGAAAUGGCAUCCAUUUUCUCUCAGAUUGAAUCCCCUGAUCGGUCACUUCAUGAUCAUAUAAUUGAAGCUCUAGGCAAGCUCACUGUUGAUCAAGGAAUUCCUCCUACAUCAGAUUCUUGGGUCCUUACCAAUAUUGUGGAACCGGCACUGCUAUCUAAAGAUGACUCUUGUUUGGAUAAGCCUGUUUCUCAAGAGACAUUUUUGGAGGAAUUUAAGAAAGUAGCAUUGAGUGUGGCUGAUCGUCUUAAGGAGCAACCUGUGAUAGUUGCUCAUAGUGAGAACACCUUUGAUGGAAGUGGCAUUAAGAGACUAUUAUCCAACAAGUUUGAAUUAGACAAGACUUUGAACUCAGCUUUAGAGAAUUUGCCUAAAGAUCGAAAUGGAAAGAUGUCAAAGGAGUAUCUAAGGGUGGCACUGGAUGUGGUGGCUCCAUCUGCUGGUUUACCUCCAGUUGGUGCAAUUGAAGAGAUGGAUAAGGUCAUUGGUGAAGUCUUUAAGGUGAUGAAUGCAGAUGAUGGGAAAAUGGUCAAAGAAGAUGAGUUGAAGAAAAUUUUGACUGAAAUACUGGGGAGUAUCAUGUUGCAGUUGGAGGGAAAUCCCAUAUCAGUUUCUUCAAAUUCGGUAGUGCACGAGCCUCUAGACUCAUCUUCUACACUUUUGCAGCCAUCUUCUAGUGAAGCUGCGGCAUAGCAUUGCCCAAGUAUAUGACGGGUAAAGGAACUGAGAAAUAUAAUAAAAUUUUUAUUUAUGUAAAUUAUUACUAUAAUUUGUGUUUUGAACAGUCAAAUUUAAAUGCUGUGGGAUUUGUGAAUUUGAAAAAUAUAGAAUGCGAUGGAGAAGGAAAAUUGAAUAGUCAGUUACCCCCUUAGUUGGGCUUGUUGGUCACUUCUAGUUGUACUUCAAUCAUCUUUCAGGCUGUUUGAUCAUAACCUAAAAACAAUAUCAUUAUUUUACUGAUACAUAUACAUUC